Molecule: messenger RNA, 1356 nt
Organism: Dictyostelium discoideum AX4
Lineage: Eukaryota; Evosea; Eumycetozoa; Dictyosteliales; Dictyosteliaceae
Exons: 1
Coding region: 1-1356 (451 amino acids)
Source: RefSeq, a predicted model, not a curated record
AUGACAGAUACUUCAAAAUUAUUUAAAUCAAAUAAUAUUUUUUAUAAGAAAUUUGAUGGGUUAGAUUAUGCAGCACAUACAGUUUUCUCAAGAGGUGGUUAUUUCUUUAAAGGAGAGAUUGAUUUAGAGAAAUUCUUAAAAUCAAUGGAGCAAGUAUUCGAUGAGUUCCCAGUUUUACUAUCAACAUUUCACUCUGAAAAUGGAAUUUGGUGCAUUAGUUACCCACCAAAAUCACAUCACAAAGUUAAUGAUCAAUUGGAAAUUGAAAAUAGAGAAAAUGAAUUAAUUGAAACAACAACAUUAGAAUCAAUUAUACCAAUGAAAUUACUUGAUGAAAGAAUGAAAAAUGGAUUCUCUUUUGAUUUAGAAGGAUUACCAAUGGGUUCAUUUAAAUUAACCAUAUUAAAAGAUGGUUUUGUAAUUGGAUAUAGUAUUAAUCAUUCAUUAUUUGAUCAAAGUAGUAUGUACUAUUUCUUUAAAUAUCUUUCAAUGAUUUAUUCAAACAAUGGUGAAAAUGAAAAAGUAACAUUAAAGAAACCAAUAAUAAUUAAUGGUCAAGAUUUUUAUGAUAGGGAUCAACCAUCAUUAACAGAUUUACAAAAUUUUCGUGAUUACGGUAAACAAUUUUUAGGAUAUACCUAUACCCCAUUUGGAAGUAGUAGUGGUGAUGAUACAAGUAGCGAAAAACCAAAAAUUGAAAAUAUUACAAUUAAAGUUAAUUUUAAUUUAAUUGAAAUUGAAAAUUUAAUUAAAUCAAUAAUAACUGAUUGCUAUUUAUCAACAAAUGAUAUAAUUCAUUCAAUUAUUAUUAAAAUAUUAUCAAUGAAUGAAUCGAUUUCAGAUGACGAAGAGUUUAGAUUAAGAUAUACAUGUAAUAUGAGAAAACGUUGUAAUUUAAGUGAAGAGCAUAUUGGUAAUUUUGGAUUCCAACAAAAUCUUUUAUUUAAAGUAUCAGAUAUUAAAAAUAAAUCAAUUUUAGAAUUGGCUAAAAUCAAUCGUAAAGAUGUUUCAGAAUUUACAAAUGAUAAUUUUUUUAAAACAAUAACAUGGCAUAAUAAAAUGCAAACUCUUAAAGAAUUGCCAUUAAAUUAUUUAGGUAAACAAGUACCAACAAUUACAAACAUUUCAAAUUGGACAAGUUUUGAUUAUAAUAAAAUCUCAUUCGAUGGUAUUAAACCUUUUACAAUUAAAGCACCUUGUAUUGCAUCUUAUAAUGUUAAUAUAAUUUGUUUUGAUUAUGAUUUUAAAAAUGAUAAAAAAUUCUUUAGAACUACAAUCUAUAUACCAUCAAAUUCUUUUAAUCAAAUUAAUAAUUUUAGUAAUGAUUCAAAAUUAUUUACAAUUGAAAAAUCUUAA